This is a messenger RNA of Cynocephalus volans (Philippine flying lemur), 705 nucleotides long. It is a transcript of the gene RAB20, whose product is annotated as RAB20, member RAS oncogene family. The transcript has 2 exons. Gene Ontology annotation, biological process: intracellular protein transport. Gene Ontology annotation, molecular function: GTPase activity; GTP binding. Lineage: Eukaryota; Metazoa; Chordata; Mammalia; Dermoptera; Cynocephalidae. The record is from RefSeq and is a predicted model, not a curated record. Bases 1 to 705 code for a protein of 234 amino acids. Gene Ontology annotation, cellular component: endomembrane system.
AUGAGGAAGCCUGACGGUAAGAUCGUGCUUCUCGGGGACAUGAACGUGGGCAAGACGUCCCUGCUGCAGAGGUACAUGGAGCGGCGCUUCCCGGACACGGUCAGCACGGUGGGCGGCGCCUUCUACCUGAAGCAGUGGCGCUCCUACAACAUCUCCAUCUGGGACACCGCAGGGCGGGAGCAGUUCCAUGGCCUGGGCUCCAUGUACUGCCGGGGGGCAGCCGCCGUCAUCCUCGUGUAUGACGUGAAUCACCUGCAGAGCCUGCAGGAGCUGGAGGACAGGUUCCUGGGCCUGACGGACACAGCCAGCAAAGACUGCCUCUUCGCCAUCGUGGGGAACAAAGUGGACCUCACCGAGGAGUGGGCCUUAGAGGGCUGGGACAAGGAGGGGAGCAGCCCCGGGAAGGCCGGUGGUGGCUGUGUCCAAGCCAAGGUGCCCAAGCAGGUGCAGCUGGAGGACGUGCUGGCCCUUUACAGAAAGAUCCUGAAGUACAAGAUGCUGGACGAGAAGGCUGUGCCAGCUGCCGAGCAAAUGUGCUUCGAGACCAGCGCCAAGACCGGGUACAAUGUAGACCUCCUGUUCGAGACGCUGUUUGACAUGGUGGUGCCGGGGAUCCUACAGCAGAGGGCUGAGGGCCUGGCACAGACCGUGGAUAUCACCAGUUAUAAGCCACCCAAGCGGACCAGAGCGGGGUGCUGUGCCUGA